UUGACUUCCACAGUUGAGUUAGAGAGAGAGAUAGAGAGAGAGAUUCGGCAGAAAGAUUGAAACUUGGAAAAAUGAAAGCUGAUUGAUUGCGGGCAGAAAGAUAGGAGAAGAAAAUGUGAUGAAUUUUUAGUGGGUUCGUCGAAACUCCAUUUAAUUUCUGCACCAUUGAAUUGUGUAUUCAUUAAGACCUCAAACAACAAUGGCAGUGACCAACAUUUGGGUGAAAAGACAACAAUGCCCUUGUGGUGAUUGGAAGUGCUUCGUCAACUACGAGGCCGAUCGCGAUCAAGCCACACCGGUAUCGCAAUCCGUAACGAAUGGAUGUUUAUCAUUUCCAUCGCAAGAAAUCUUCACUCCGUACGUUGGGCAAGUAUUCAAGACCGACGAAGAAGCGUUUGAAUACUACAGCAAUUUCGCUCGAAAGAACGGGUUUUCGAUUAGGAAAGCCCGUUCGACCGAAAGUCCGAAUUUAGGUGUUUAUAGAAGGGACUUCGUUUGUUAUCGGUCCGGAUUUAAUCAGCCGAGGAAGAAAGUCAAUGUGGAGCACCCGAGAGAUCGAAAGUCGUUGCGAUGCGGAUGCGACGCGAAAUUUUACUUGACGAAAGAAAUUAUUGACGGUGUUACUCAAUGGUAUAUAUCUCAGUUUAGUAAUGUUCACAACCACGAAUUAUUGGAAGAUGAGCAAGUCCGCUUGCUUCCCGCCUAUAGAAAAAUCGAAGAAGCUGAUCAAGAACGGAUUCUUCUUCUUUCGAAAGCUGGAUUCCCCGUCAAUCGGAUUUUGAAGGUGCUCGAAUUGGAAAAGGGUGUUCAGCCGGGGCAGUUACCCUUUAUAGAAAAAGACGUUCGGAAUUUCGUUAGGUCGUGUAAGAAAACUGUUCAAGAAAACGACACUAUGGUGACUAUGAAACGCGAGAGUGAUUUGCUCGAACUUCUCGAGGCGUGUAAAGUGGAAGCAGAAAGGGAUGAUGGGUUUGUGUAUAAUUUUACCACGGAUGAUAAUGGCAAAGUCGAGAAUAUUGCGUGGACUUACGGAGAUUCCAUCGAAGCGUUUUCACUCUUUGGUGAUGUUGUUACAAUUGACACCUCGUACCGUUCCGUCACCUAUAGUAUGAUUCUUGGGAUGUGGUUUGGUAUCGACAAUCAUGGUCGACCGAUUUUCUUCGGGUGCACUCUGCUUCAAGACGAGUCUUCUAAGUCAUUUUCGUGGGCCCUACAGGUUUUUGUUGGAUUUAUGAGAGGAAGGCGGCCGGAGAUUGUUGUUACUGAUAUGGAUUCGGGUCUAAGAGAUGCCCUCUUAAUCGAAAUGCCAGAUACAAAACAAAUUAUAUGCAUACGACAAAUACUCUCAAGAAUGUCGAGUUGGUUCUCUCUCCAACUCGGCCUGCAAUAUUCGGAAUUCAAAUCGGAAUUCGAUUCGUUGUGUCAUCUUGAAAAUGUGGAAGAUUUCGAGCAUAAGUGGAAUCAUUUGGUAGCUCAAUUUGGAAUUGCUUCGGAUAAACACAUUUCACUUCUCUUCUCGUAUCGAACUUCUUGGCCGUUUUGCUACGUUCGUAACUUCUUCUUGGCUCGUACUACGAAUCCUGAAUAUUCGAAAUCGGUAGAGAAAUUCUUGAAGAAUGUUGUAAGCUUGCAAUCAUCCUUGCAGUGCUUUUUCAAACAGAUAGCUAUCGCUGCAAAAUCGAGGAGUGAGAAAAGGAAAGAAGAAGAAGUCUUUUAUUUGCCGAUAAAAACGUGCAUGCCUUUAGAGGAACACGCAAGGAAUAUUCUUACGCCGUUCGCAUUUAGCGCCUUGCAGAAUGAAAUUGUUUUCUCGAUGCAUUAUUCGAUGACGGAAAUGGCAAACGGCUCGUAUUUGGCGAGGCACUACAAGAAAACGGAAAGGGAGUGUCUCGUAAUUUGGAUUCCGGACGAUGAACAGGUACAUUGCUCUUGUAAAGAAUUCGAACAUUCUGGUGUAUUAUGCAGACAUUCGCUCCGAGUUCUUGUCCUAAAGAACUACUUCGAAAUCCCGGUAAAGUAUUUUCUGCGCAGGUGGCGAAUAGAUGGUCAAAAGGUUACAAAUGGAAAUGCUCGAGAAUUUCAUUCGCUUAGUGAGAGUUUAUACUCGGAAUCAUUUUUAUCGAAAGAGCGUUUCAAUUUCGUUCGUGGAGAACUCGCACAACUUGUCGAGCGUGUUCGGAGUAUGCCCAGAAGGGGCAGAAUGCAUUAAAAAAAAAUCCGAGGGGGCCGUUAUGCUAUUAUAGUACACAAUUUUUUUAUGUAUUUUUUUUAUUUAUAAAAUACUUUGUAAUGUGUAUAUAAAAUAUUUUAGCAAUUUUCAAAAUUUGAAACAAAUAAGUAUUUUCUUGCUGAUUUCAGGUC
This is a messenger RNA of Erythranthe guttata (spotted monkey flower), 2361 nucleotides long. RefSeq names its product FAR1-related sequence 10 (gene FRS10). Gene Ontology annotation, biological process: regulation of DNA-templated transcription. NCBI's taxonomy places the organism in Eukaryota, Viridiplantae, Streptophyta, Magnoliopsida, Lamiales, Phrymaceae. Gene Ontology annotation, molecular function: zinc ion binding. The record is from RefSeq and is a predicted model, not a curated record.